AUGGCGGGUGCUAUUUGCGGUGGCAACUUGGUGAGUGUGCUCAGCGCUAGCCAACUCGGGAGCUCGAGGCGGUUCGUGCUGAGAUCCGGCAAGACGAGCUUCGAACGUCACGUUCUCACGCCGAAACUGAGAGCCUCCUCCUCAGCCCACGUCGAAACUAGGCCGCCUCCGCCACCACUGGAAGCUACAGUGGAUAAGGAGAAACUUGGCAGCAACCAGAAUGUAUUAGCUUGUCCCAUAUGUUAUGAACCGCUAACAUUCACUGGCGAUCUGGUGUUGUCUAUGGAUGCUGCGUCCGGGUCUACUUUGGAGUGUGGCACCUGCAAGAAGACCUAUGUGGGCAAUGAAACGCAUUUUGAUCUUACAGCGGCCAGUGGAACCAAGGAAUAUGGCGAACCCAUGGCCCUUUCUACCGAGCUUUUCAGGACUCCGUUGGUAUCGUAUCUCUAUGAGAGGGGAUGGCGUCAAAGUUUUUCAGUUUGGGGUGGUUUUCCAGGUCCAGAGAAAGAGUUCGAAUUGACCAAGGGAUUCCUUAAGCCAGUAUUGGGAGGAAACAUUGUUGAUACAAGUUGCGGGAGUGGUCUUUUUUCGAGACUUUUUGCCAAGAGUGGACUGUUCUCUCUCGUUAUUGCUCUGGACUACUCUGAAAAUAUGUUGAAGCAGUGUUACGAGUUCGUUCAGGGGGAGGAGAACUUUCCGAAAGAGAACUUGGCAUUGGUCAGAGCCGACAUCUCUAGACUUCCUUUUGCUUCAGGUUCUAUUGAUGCCGUGCAUGCUGGUGCUGCUUUACAUUGUUGGCCUUCACCAUCAACAGCAGUUGCUGAAAUCAGUCGAGUUUUACGACCAGGUGGAGUUUUUGUCGCAACUACACACUUGCUCGAUGGUCCAUUUGCGUUAUUUCCUCUUCUGAGGCCAUUACGCCAGAAUAUAAGUCAAAUAUCUGGCAGCCACAUCUUCCUCUCUGAAGGCGAAUUAGAAGAUCUUUGCAGAACCUGUGGGCUGAUUGGCUUCAAAUUUUUUAGGAAUGAGCGAUUCGUGAUGAUCUCAGCUUCGAGACCCCUCUAA
Messenger RNA from Eucalyptus grandis, 1065 nucleotides. RefSeq lists its product as uncharacterized. The record is from RefSeq and is a predicted model, not a curated record. The transcript has 8 exons. Gene Ontology annotation, molecular function: S-adenosylmethionine-dependent methyltransferase activity. The coding region runs from base 1 to 1065 and encodes 354 amino acids. NCBI's taxonomy places the organism in Eukaryota, Viridiplantae, Streptophyta, Magnoliopsida, Myrtales, Myrtaceae.